CCCCAAAUCAAUUUUGUGUGUUAGAGAGAGAGAGAGAGAGAGAGAGAGAGAGAGAGAUAUUUCUAGGGUUUGUUCGAUUCUCCGACAACGAUGAUGAAUCCCGAGGAUGCGAAGGCGAAACGAGAUUCGACGGAGGUGGAAUCUGACUCUUCUGUCUCUAAAAAACCGAAGAUCGAAGAUGAAGAAGACGACACAAGCAUGGAAGAAGAAGAAGAAGAAGAAAGCGAUAACGAAGGCUUAUGGAGUACCGACGAUGAUGACGUCGUAAGGUCUCCGACGAUUAACUAUUCAAACUAUCGAGAUCCGGAUCCGGUGUGGGAUGUUGACAGUUACGACGAACACGAAUUGGUAUUCGAUGCUGACGGCCGUGAAGGUUUCUCCAGCGACAAGGCGUACGCAGAGUUCCGCGAGUAUAAAACCAUGUGCUUUAAGAAUAGGGGGUUUUUAGAUGAUCCAUUUAGAUCCAUCUACCCAAUGAGAAACCUGGACGAUCUCUGGACAACCAUGACUAAGAGGCAAUAUUUGACUGAUAUUGCUUCGCUGUGUGUUAAGAAACUCAACGAGGAGCAGCGUUUGUCUGUGGAAGUUGUGAGCAUUGUGAGAGGCAAUCUAAAACCAGGAGAUGGGUGGAAGCUGUACAUCACUUUUAUGGCUCGUGAGUCUCCGGGUGGUCCUCUCAUCGAGUAUCAAGCCAAGGCCUUGGAUUUUGGAGGAAAACCUCCCUUUCCCAUUCUCUGCAGGCGUGCCUCUAGCAUGCCCCUUUAAUCAAGAUUGGGUAUGAUGCUAGCUCUUCUCUUCUUGGCGACGAUGAAGAUCAAAAUAUGUCUUUCCAGUUAUAAGUACCAUGCGUCCAUGUGGAUUUAGUUUUUUUUUUAUUUUAUUUUGGCGUUCAAACUUAUGGCCCUACCUUUUAACUUGCAUCGUAUGAUUAUGGAUUUCCACAAUGGUUGCUAUGUUAUAUUCAAUGUUUAUUUUAUAUU
This is a messenger RNA of Raphanus sativus (radish), 980 nucleotides long. RefSeq lists its product as uncharacterized. The coding region runs from base 91 to 765 and encodes 224 amino acids. The record is from RefSeq and is a predicted model, not a curated record. The transcript is spliced from 4 exons. NCBI's taxonomy places the organism in Eukaryota, Viridiplantae, Streptophyta, Magnoliopsida, Brassicales, Brassicaceae.